This is a messenger RNA of Phragmites australis (common reed), 675 nucleotides long. Its product is annotated as photosystem I reaction center subunit N, chloroplastic. NCBI's taxonomy places the organism in Eukaryota, Viridiplantae, Streptophyta, Magnoliopsida, Poales, Poaceae. The transcript is spliced from 3 exons. Gene Ontology annotation, biological process: photosynthesis. The coding region runs from base 99 to 542 and encodes 147 amino acids. The record is from RefSeq and is a predicted model, not a curated record. Gene Ontology annotation, cellular component: chloroplast photosystem I.
AAAACAAAACCAUCACCACCCCACUCCCUGCUGCCAACCAACCGCACCCAGCCACACCAAACCGGAGAACCUCAGGGCCAGCCAGGGAGAGGAGGACCAUGGCCGGCGUGAACUCCAGUGUCGUCGGGCUCAAGCCCGCCGCGGCGGUGCCGCAGUCCGCCGCCUCCUCGCUGGCAAAGAGGGCGCAGGUCGCACCGGCCAAGGAGCGCGAGGGCCGCCGCGCGGCGCUCCUCGGCCUGGCGGCCGUCUUCGCUGUCACGGCCACCUCCGGAUCGGCCAGGGCCGGAGUCAUCGAUGAGUACCUUGAGAAGAGCAAGGCCAACAAGGAGCUGAACGACAAGAAGAGGCUGGCCACCAGCGGCGCCAACUUUGCGCGCGCCUACACCGUCGAGUUCGGGAGCUGCCAGUUCCCCUACAACUUCACCGGGUGCCAGGACCUCGCCAAGCAGAAGAAAGUGCCAUUCAUCUCCGACGACCUCGAGAUUGAGUGCGAGGGUAAGGAGAAGUACAAGUGCGGCUCCAACGUCUUCUGGAAAUGGUGAAGCGGUUGACUGGAUGUAACGCCUGUACCUAGAUGCCCAAACUGCAGGAAAUAUUUGGCUGAAACUUGUCGUCAUUGUAUUUGUAUCAUCUCAUCUGGUCAUGAACAUGUUGGCGAGGGUGAAUUUGGUAGUA